Molecule: messenger RNA, 2990 nt
Organism: Onychostoma macrolepis
Lineage: Eukaryota; Metazoa; Chordata; Actinopteri; Cypriniformes; Cyprinidae
Exons: 3
Coding region: 751-2721 (656 amino acids)
Source: RefSeq, a predicted model, not a curated record
GAAUACUGCAAACAAUCAAGGUAAGAUCGAUACAUUUAUAUUUUCUUAGCGAUUGCUUCGUUAUAUCUAUGUUGUGUGAGUUAAUGGAAUAACUUCUAAUUUCGAAGUAACAUUAUUUUGGCAGUUUAACUCUUAAGAUAGAUCUAUUAUGGUUAUCGAAUGCGAAAUGAACAAGUAUCGAUUGAACGGCCCGCCAAUAUUUGCUCAUGUUGCUCCGAUCUUGCCAACCUUCAGUCAGUUCUGCACGGUGAAAGUAUUUAACUCUUAUUUUGGCACAACAAUGAAAAAUGUAUAUAUAAUAGCCUAUAGUGUAAUUUUUCAUUCAUGUUUAUACUUUGGGCAUACAGUAAUACUGCAGUAACUGCACUAGUUUUAUUACUUUGUGACAGCAUUUUUCGUUAACUAGCAAUAAUGCACAAAUUACUAAAUGCUUUUUCUUACAAGCUUUUAUGAGAUGAUUACAAAGUAACAAUAGCCUAAUAGAUAUUAUUGAGCAAGUUGGUUCAGGUAUUAUUACUCUAUGUAUUUCACAUUUUUAGUAUAGUAAUUUUAAAAUUACUAUAUUUUUUUUUCUUUUUUCAUUUAAUGUUUUGAGUCAGGAUGUCUUUCACCUUAAUAACACAUGUCAAUGUGAUUUGCUACAGAAAACUGCUGGUGGGAAUAAAAUAGCCUACGGUUUAGAGUUCACUGUCCCCAUUAAGCGCACCUGGUUACUGUACUUCAUGUAAUUGUAGGUGUAAUUACUGUGUCAUGGAGAGAGAAAAGUGGAAUAUCACUCGCAGCAAUUUAAGGAAAAGGGCUGUUAAAAGAGUCACCCAGUUUAUGAAAUCUUUGAAUGAUGAGGAUAUGGAUUGUACUAAUGAAGAGCAUAGUGUUGAAAAUGAAGUAGUUACUUCAAGCUUUGUUUUGCCACCAAUCUGUAGAUCAGAAAGUGAUGGGGAAAGUGAAUCAGCAAGUGACGAGGAUAGCCUUGAUAUUACUAAAGGUUUAGCGGGAUGUUUGAGAGACUGGGCAACACAUUUUCGCAUUUCAUUGAUUGCUUUGUCUGCCCUUUUGUCGAUACUGAAAGUCCAUCACCCAUCUUUGCCAAAAGAUGCAAGAACAUUACUCAAAACACAGACUCAACAUAGUGUUGUUUCCUUGGCGAGUGGAUCAUUCCAUUACUUUGGUAUACAGAAAAUGUUCAGCCACAUAUUUCAGAAGCUUACAUCAGUUGUCCGGAAUCAUCACAGCUUCAAAUUGCAAUUAAACAUGGAUGGUCUUCCAAUUUUUAAAAGUUCAGGUGUACAGUUCUGGCCAAUUUUAGGAAUGCUCCAGGCUUACAGUAGAAAACCUGUGCUGAUUGCUCUUUACUGUGGGAAAUCGAAGCCUCAGUCCUUGUCAGAAUAUCUGAAGGAUCUGGUCUGUGAGUUGAAAUCCUUGAGCACUGGUUUUGUUGUUAAUGGAAAGACCUUCUUCUUGACUGUGUGCUCGGUAAUCUGUGAUGCUCCUGCGAGGGCUUUUAUUAAGGGUAUUAAGUCACACAAUGGAUACAGUGGCUGUGAUAAAUGUGUACAGUCUGGCAUUUACAUUAAUAAUCGCAUGACAUUCCCAGAACUUAAUUCUAGGGUAAGAACCGAUGUUUCUUUUUCAAAUGCAGAGGAUGAAGACCACCAUGUACAACAUUCCCCAUUUUGUGAAACAUCUGUUCCCAUGGUUAGUGGAUUUCCACAUGACUAUAUGCAUUUAGUGUGCUUAGGCGUGGUGCGUCGUCUGCUUGAUUUGUGGAUGGGAACUCGCGGCAAGUUGAGUUACCGUAUUUCAUCCAGGCAAGUGUCUAUCAUUUCUGGCAAACUGCUUGCUCUCAAGAGUUACAUACCCUCUGAAUUUGCUAGAAGACCAAGGGCACUUGAUGAAAGGUUACGAUGGAAAGCAACAGAACUUAGGCAGUUCUUACUUUACACUGGUCCAGUAGUUUUGAGGGAUGUGCUGACUACUGAGGUUUACCAAAAUUUUAUGUUGUUGUCUGUGGGCAUAUAUAUCUUGGCAAGUCCAACAUAUUGUUUGCUGUUAAAUGACUUUGCAAACACACUACUUAGAUCAUUUGUUAAGCAUUUUGGGGAACUCUAUGGUCAUUGUUUUUUAGUGUACAACAUACAUGGUCUGACUCAUCUCAGUGAUGAUGUGAAGGUGCAUGGCCACUUAGAUUUAAUUUCAGGGUUUCCUUUUGAAAACUACUUAAAAAAAAUUAAAGGAAUGGUUAGAAAACCUAGCUCACCACUGCAGCAAGUUAUACGCAGAAUUUCAGAACUUGAUUCAACAAGUUUAAAUGAUGAGGAAACCCGGAAAGCUCACAAAAAAAUGAAAAUGCUGCACUCAGAUGGACCUGUUCCAGAAGGAUUCACAGGAGCGGUCUCCCAAUUUAAGGAACUGUCGAUAGAUGAGGUUGUCAUCAACACAUCAGAGAGGGACAGAUGUAUAAAGAUGAACAAUAAGAUACUAUUGGUUCAGAAUAUAAUUGUCUUUGAAGGUGAGGAAUAUAUUGUCUGCAAAGAAUAUAGACACAUUGCAAAGUUCUUUGAUUAUCCCAUUGAGUCCACAGAUUUGGGAAUUUGUUUUGUGUCAGAUCUGUCACCAAAGCUGAUGUGCUUAACAUUAGAUACCAAUAUGCAGAAGUGCGUCCGGUUGCCUUUGGAGGUUGGAUUUGUUGUCAUUCCACUUCUUCAUGCAGACCCAUCCUAAAUGUCAUUCAUAGCGUGGUGUUUUGGUAGUCUUUAAAUCUGAAUUUUAGAUAGUCCAAUCUUUUUCAAAUUGAAUUAAUUUAUGUGCAGAUUGGCAUUUAGACAGCAGUGACAGAGUCCAGCCUGCCUUGGGUUAUUUCAGUAGGUCAUGUUUUACAUUGUAGAGUUUCUAGAAACCCAAGAAGUUGAAGUGGUACCAGCACUUUGGGUUGAAAAGGAAAUAUGUCAAUGGCCAGCUCAAUACAGACGUGAUGAAUUAGUAAAGGCCAU